CAGGUGGUGUGUUUACAAAAAAAAUCUACAAUACACAACUGUAUGGGAGUAAGCCUAAUGAAAAAUCUCACUUGUAGCUGCAGAUCAAAACAAACCGUCUCCUCAUGGGAACAGGCAAGAGGAGCAAGACUUGGUGAAUGCAAUGAAGGAGCUGGUGGCAAAUGCAGAGACACCGUGGCCUCAAAUCUUCCUCAUUAAAAAUCUGUAACAACUACAGGUUCAUCCCAGCACAGAAGAUCCUUCAGGCAGAAAAAUGGAUUUUACCCAGAGGGUUUGAAAUUUCACAGCAUACGGGUGACUGGUCAGAUAUAAUGCUGGUGCUUCCAGAGCAAAAAAACAAAUAAAAACUGGAAAUCCCCAGGAAGUCCAAAGGCUGAUACCUGUCAUUAAACAAAUGGAAAUCAUCCUCCAAACACCAGUGCUCCCAGGAGAGUCUCUGGAAAACAAGAUGGAGAAGAUCUGGGCUAAGUUUGCUCUGUGCAAACACAAAAACAAGGUCUUGAUGGAGGUGGUGUUUCACACUGCAUUUACUCUGGCACUAUCUCAAAGUCCCCUUGCUCAACUUUUCAGAAUUAUCUGCUUUAAGCCUUGUGAGGUGAAGAGGUCCUACCUUCCCACCAUGCCUGGAGACCUGCCGUUUGAUAAGAACUGGAAAACUGGUCAAAAUGAUACGCUUUGGAUUUGUCAGUGUAGAUCAUACUGGACCAUCAAUGAUUUUGUGUGUCCCUGGGAAAUCAAACGAUGCCUAUGUGGUGCCAAAAUUGGAGGACAUAAAGACAAACCUGAGAAAGGUUUUGUGAGGAUAAAAAUCACACAGGACAGAACAGGAAAAGGAUACAUCCUUGGAAGCCCUUCCAUACGGAGAACUGAACUGGAGAGGGACCUGUUGCCUGCCUCUGUCUGUCUUGCAAGAGUUCUGCUGCAUUCAUCCAUGCUGCUGGGCAUCUAUACAGACGAAGGGGGGAGACAGCCCAUAUUCUUUUCUCUCCCUUGCCUCCUGUCUGUCUGCCCACGCCACUCAGCCUGCAGUUUCUACAUGAUGAAUAGCUUCUUCCCUAUUCAGAGGAUGAAUAGGGCAGAACCUUUCUUGAGAGCUAAAUUAAGAAACCACCCUGUCUUCCAGGCAAUUCUGAAUCUGAUGACAGAGAAGCCAGAGGAUGUGGCAAAAUUCUUCUGGGGCCACCUUGAGAAAGACAUUGAAUGCCUGGCAGAGGCGUGUAGCAAGAACAUGGAGGAUGCCACAGUGACAGUCCAUCUGUUCCUCCAGCACCUGAGCAGCAGUGCAAACAGUAAAGGACAAAACAUGGACUGGAAUAUUUUGCUUAGCCAAGAAGACAGAAGGCAGUGGGAAACCUGCUUUAAAACCCUGACUCGGCCAUUCUUCAAGGACUUGGAGCAGAACCUUACUUACAUCAAGCAGCAGAGAAUGAGAGAUCUUCAGGGCUCCAGCUUGCUCCCACAAAUAGCUUGUGACCAGAUGACCCCUUUCAAAGACCAGCCAAACUUUGGACUGAUUGGCCUCUCCUACAUGUGGCGAUAUGAACAGAAGGUGUCCAUUCAGACCCUGAUGCAUCUCCUUCAGCAAGAACAUGGAGAAAGUGAAGGGAGUCGCUAUCCUGUUCUUCUGGAGCUCAUGUCUAAGAUAAAAAACAUCCAGCAUGUCCAACACCUGCCUGACAUUUUGAGUCUGCAGAAAGCUCUGAUCCAUUUCUUCCAGAACUGCCAUGGAGGGGAAAUAUACUCAGUACAACAGUUUCUAGACCAACACGAACUUUCAGAGGACCAACAUUCAGCUUUCUGCCGAGCUAUAGAGACCAUCCAGAAAGUCUGGAGCAAUAUCAGAAUGAAACCACUGUGUUCAGAUGUGAGAGUCAUCCCAGACAAGUUGCCAAAGGACAUCAAUGCCAACACUCUGGUCCUGAAACUCCUCCCAACUCCGCUUUCUAUUGGUUACCUUGUGACAAAGCUCCUCAUACAGCUCCAGAACAGUUGUGUGGACACAGCUACACAGAUCACAAAGGAAAAGCAACAGAUCAUCUCUGCAGAAGAAGUGAAACCAUACUCCAUGUUGAAGAUAACUGAGAAUGAUCUGAUCACUGCAACACUGGUCAACUCUCAGUAUGAGAUACAUGAAGAUGGCACCAAGACAACCCAUUUUGACUUCCAGACACUACAGCAGCAAAUAAUCCAACGUUUUAUCAGUGGGAAACCUAUCAUCAGAGCUCAGACGGCUCCAUUCUUUGAGCUGGACAGAAUGAAGACCCUGAAGUACACAAAAACAAAAGUGAGAGAACAUGUGCCUCAGGAAUCAAUAAAUGUGAACACGCUGAAAUGGGUCAUGGAAGAAGCACGAUCAGUGAAUGCUAUUUCCCAAACACUUGACACCUUGAAACUGGCUGCUGAAUUCCUGGCUGUGACUGGUGGGAACCCAGAGCGCCAGUUGUCUGAGUAUGUAAAAAAUGAGCUGAAGAUGGAUGCAAGUGCACAACAGUUCAGAGACAUAUUGGGGGUAGCAAACUGCCAGCUGAAGCACAUCCUGUCUCUGUGGCAAACAUUGUCAGCAAAGAGAUCUAUACUGUUGGUGCAGAUGAAUCAGAAUCCUUUCUGCCUGGUUUCUGAGCAGUAUCAUGAGGAAUUGAGUGAAGAGAAGGCGGCGGCUCUGACUACUGCGCUUUCUGCAGUUAACCUGCAUUUGUUCCUUAUUGAGCUCCAUGAGAUGAUCAUUGUGCACCUGGACAGCUUUGAUCCACAGUGGGGGCUAAAGGAAACUUUCAAAGAUUUCCUGGGAGACAGGCAAGAUGAUGCCUCCAUUGUAAACCUGACAGGCUGUUUGAGUCCAGACCUUCUACUGAAGAAUGUUGUUUUUAUCUGGAAGACAGCUCUGAGGACCAGCAAGCCUCUUAGCUCUACUAUUCAGAAGGGACCAACCUAACCUUUGCUAAGUCCCCCAGGAAUUAACUCACCAGCAGCUUCCCCAAUCCAGUUAUCAAUGCCCUGAGUGCCUUAAUUGUCCUGAUCAACCUCACCCAGAAUUUCUUUCCGUGCACCCACUGUCUACUGGUCCUGAAGUUCCACUUAAACUCAGCUUGGGCCUCUCUCCCUGCUUGAGCUAUGCUGUAAGUGUAUUGAUGUCCAGCCCUGUGCCCUGGCAGUCCUGAUUUGUUCACUAGCUUUCCUGCACUGACCUUGAACCACUGUCAUCACCUCACUUUGUUUGAUGAUCACUGGCCAGUAAACAGAAUCUGGUUCUGCCCAGGUUCUGUGAGACUGUACCUGGUCUGUGGUUAUACUGUCCUGCCUCUGCUGGGGUCACCCUCUGCUUCCAGCUCAUUUUCCUGUAUGGAACAGCCCCACAGCUGCCAUUCUAUGACAAAAAAUGUACCCACCAACCAUUCAGCUUGUUGCCAAUUUAAUGUAUCCAAGUUUCAGAGCAGGUUACCAAAAAAAAAAAAAAUAAAUCAGAUGUAAAGAGGGUGGGAAAGGGAACCUCAUUUUAAUGCUUAGUAAUAUAUUUGUGCUUUUUUCUAAUAGCUGUGAUAUCAUAUUCAAGGCAGCAAAAGCAGUGUAAGCAAAAAUACACCUAGAAAUAAAAGCAAAAGCAAGAAGCUUACAGCAGCUGCAGCACUGCAGCAUAGAUCAGCAGUGGUACAUUCACAGUAAAGAUACACUUCACAACUGCA
Messenger RNA from Pezoporus occidentalis (night parrot), 3680 nucleotides. Its product is annotated as E3 ubiquitin-protein ligase RNF213-like. NCBI's taxonomy places the organism in Eukaryota, Metazoa, Chordata, Aves, Psittaciformes, Psittacidae. Bases 395 to 2932 code for a protein of 845 amino acids. The record is from RefSeq and is a predicted model, not a curated record. The transcript has 18 exons. Gene Ontology annotation, molecular function: ubiquitin-protein transferase activity; ATP hydrolysis activity.